This is a messenger RNA of Meleagris gallopavo (turkey), 302 nucleotides long. Lineage: Eukaryota; Metazoa; Chordata; Aves; Galliformes; Phasianidae. The record is from RefSeq and is a predicted model, not a curated record.
AGGUGACGGGGGUGAACGUCAACAUGCGGGUGGGGAUCCACAGCGGGCGCGUGCACUGCGGGGUGCUGGGGCUGCGCAAGUGGCAGUUCGACGUCUGGUCCAACGACGUGACUUUGGCCAACCAGAUGGAAGCGGGAGGCAAAGCGGGGCGCAUCCACAUCACGUGGGCGACGCUGCAGUAUCUGAACGGGGAUUACGAGGUGGAGCCGGGGCACGGCGGGGAGCGCAGCGCCUACCUGAAGGAGCACAACAUCGAGACCUUCCUGAUCGUGGGCUGCAGCCAGAAGCGCGUGAGUUCGGGC